Messenger RNA from Punica granatum (pomegranate), 1763 nucleotides. Lineage: Eukaryota; Viridiplantae; Streptophyta; Magnoliopsida; Myrtales; Lythraceae. The record is from RefSeq and is a predicted model, not a curated record.
ACAAAAUUCAAUUGGAAAGGAAAGAUCACGUAAGAGAGGUAUAUAUGCAGUGCUCUAUGUCCUGAAGGAUUCUGCCAUUUUCUCUUGAUUGAAAGGAAGAAGAGGGAGAAGAAAGCUCAAAAGAGCUUUCAUCUGUCUACGAAGAGAUGACGACGAAUGCCCUCAAGAAAGCCAUCAGAUAUACGCCCUUCCCCUGUUUCAACCGCUUGUUCAGCUCCGGAAAACAUGCUCGGGCAAUGCAAGGAAUGAGUCACACCAACCACGUCCAGAACAUCAAGAGAGAUGAUAACAUAUACGACAUUUCGAAUACGAUUGCCAAGAAGAUCGACCGCGUGUCUCUGUCUGACCCAAAGAGUCACAUAUUCAGGGUUCAUCAUCAACUGCGUGUGGUAAAUGAGAAGGCGUAUGAGCCUGUCUUGCUUUCCAUUGGCCCUUACCACCACGGCAAGAGCAAUCUCCAACGUAUGGAGAAAUAUAAACUGCAGUAUCUAAACCGACUGAUCCAACAAAGAGAAGCAAAGGGUUUUACAAGGUCGCAACAGUUAAACACGUAUCUAAGGACUCUCAAGGAAGGGGAAGACGAAGUCCGCUGCUACUAUGAUGAAGCCAUCAUCCUCAAGCCAAACAAAUUACUAGAAAUGAUGCUGCUUGAUGGUUGCUUUAUCAUCGAGCUGUUCCACGAGUUCUCAAGAGUCGAGAAAGAAAGGGACCCUUUCCUUAAGCCAGACUGGGUACAUAACGCCCUUGCACGCGAUUUAACCUUACUUGAAAAUCAACUUCCAUUCUUGGUCCUAAAAAGUUUGCACAACGUGAUCUCUGAUGAGCCCGACCUACUUCACCUUAUUUUCACUGCCUUGGAUUAUCUCCCCACGUAUUCUAACCUACCUCUAUGUCAAAACCAGCAUGAAAAGAGUAUUGCUCGGCAAAGUAUUUCUGACCUUGCCAAACGAUCAUUACUCCCGGCUGGAUCAACUUCCUUGAAAGGGAGACACCUAGAUCCGGAAAACCUUAACGAUAUAAAGCAUCUUCUGGAUCUUGUCCGGAAGUUUAUGCUUGUGGAAGAGACCUUGGAAAUGGAAAGUCAGACCCAGCAAGGAGCCCACCAGGCGAAAGGAGCAGUUAGUAGAAACUGCAUGGAAAGGAGGACAAAGAAGUUCGCGUAUUCAGCUAUGGAGUUGAGAGAUUCAGGGGUCACAUUCAAGGGUGUGGAGAAAGGGAAGUUUUACGAUAUCCGAUUUGAAAAUGGCAUCUUGGAGAUCCCUGUAAUUCGGAUCACAGACAACAUGGAGGCAUUGUUCCGGAACCUCAUUGCAUAUGAGGAGCAUGCUCCAGGUAAUGGCGUUAACUAUAUAUCCGAUUACAUGGCUUUCGUGGAUGGACUAAUCAAUUCCACUAAGGAUGUGGAAUUACUCCGUCGAAAAGGGAUCAUUGAGAACUUGAUGGGUGAUGAUGAAGCAGUCUCGAUGAUGUUUAAUAGGAUGAACAAGAACACGGCCGUGACACCAGAUUUUUACUAUGAGGAUAUUAUCAACAGCCUGACAGUACAUUGCGAGAAGCGGUGGAAUAUUUGGCUGGCGAAGUUGAAGAGAAAUUAUCUCAACUCUCCAUGGGCAGUUCUAUCAAUUGUUAUAGGCUUUCUAUUAGUUGUCAUGGAUAUAACACAAACUGCUUAUGCAGUUCUGAAUUACCAUAAACAUGUGAAAUAGUUUGUAUCUCUCUUUCUCGGAGGAUUCCAUUUUCUUUUGUAAUUCCAUCUGCCAUUU